Molecule: messenger RNA, 1499 nt
Organism: Drosophila serrata
Lineage: Eukaryota; Metazoa; Arthropoda; Insecta; Diptera; Drosophilidae
Gene: sut4
Product: sugar transporter 4
Biological process (GO): carbohydrate transport; transmembrane transport
Cellular component (GO): membrane
Molecular function (GO): sugar transmembrane transporter activity
Source: RefSeq, a predicted model, not a curated record
UGUCACCAUCAAAUCAGUAGUUUUAAAAUGUUAUUUAUCACGUUUAAGUUGUGUUUUUAAAUUUUUAUAUAAUAGUUACUAUAUAGUAUCGAGACCCUUUAAGGAUGGGCCGAAUAAUUGCUUACAUUGCGGGCCUUCUGGCCACUCAGGGUGCAUUUUGCUUGGGCACUGUGAUCGGAUGGUCGGGUCCUAUGGAGGCAUCGAUCAAGGAUGGCAGUGCCUAUAAAUUUAAGCCGAAUAUAGUGGAAUGGGGACUGAUCGGAUCCCUAAUGACGCUGGGCGGUGCCUGCUCCUGUGUACCCACGGGCAUCCUCAUAGACAGGAUGGGACGGAAGGUGACGAUGCUGUCGAUGGUGCUACCGUUAACGAUCGGCUGGCUGCUCAUCAUCUUUGCCCAGCAUGUGGGCAUGCUGGUGAUGGGACGCUUCUUGUUGGGCUUCUCCGGGGCAUCCUAUUGCGUGUCGGCUCCAAUGUACAAUACGGAAAUUGCAGAGCUCUCUGCACGCGGCAUCAUGGGUUGCUUCUUCCAACUGCAGGUCGUCCUUGGGAUACUGUAUGCCUUUAUAAUGGGCGCCUUUGUGUCCAGUUUCUACUUUAACAUUGCCUGCGCCAUCUGUCCUGUGAUAUUUUUCCUGUUCUUCAUUUGGAUGCCAGAGUCUCCGGUCUUUUUGGCGCAAAAGGGUAAAAUCGAAAGAGCCAAAAAGUCCCUUCAGUUCCUGCACGGCAAGAAUGCGGCUUGGAGUGAUGAGAUAAAGGACAUUUCCGGUGUCCAGGAGACGGAGAAGGAGAGUGUUGGGAAGAUGCUCUCUCGAAAGAGCACCAUCAAGGGACUGCUGCUUUCGAUCAUGCUAAUGUUCUUUCAGCAGUUCACCGGCAUAAAUGCGGUCAUCUUCUAUUCUACAUCCAUGUUUGCCAUGGCCAAAACCCAUAUAGAACCGAAGUUCUCCACAAUUGUGAUUGGCGUGGUGCAGCUGCUGGCCAUUGUGCCCUCGAUCCUUCUGGUAGAACGCUUGGGCCGUAAGAUCCUGCUCCUGUUCUCCGCAUUUCUGAUGGGCACCAGUCUCCUGCUUAUGUCCCUGGGGUUUGGAUACCUUCACACGUUUAACAUUGGCUGGCUGGCUUUAAUAGAUGUUUGCUGUUUCAUCAUUGGAUUCUCGGUGGGAUUUGGACCCAUACCCUGGCUAAUGAUAGGUGAGCUCUUUGCCGAGGAUGUCAAAGCCCUGGCCGGUUCGGUAUCAGGUACCACCAAUUGGUUAUUCGCCUUCGUUGUGACUAUGGUAUUUCCGCUGCUAAACGAUUACAUUGGACCCACUGUGUGCUUUGGCAUCUUCUCCGUCAUUGCUGCUUUAGCCUUUAUCUUAGUCCUGAUCCUAUUACCGGAGACCAAGGGCAAGACUCUGGACGAGAUCGCAGCCAAGCUGGGCGAGAAGAGAGGGUAGGGUAGAGGGCCAGAGAAAGUAGUGGCUCUCAUUGGCUUUUUCUCAUGUAAAUACUUAUUU